AUGAAGCCACAAGCUUUUGGAGCGGGUCGCGCAGGUUCGAUGUUUGAUCCGAUUGAAUUUUUAAAGAAACCACAAGUUAUCCUACGUCUUGUUGCUUGGGUAUUUGCAAUUGUUGUAUUUGCUUGCAUCGCUCAGGAGGGACAUGUAUCGGGCCAGUUGUAUACUGCACUUGAUAUUUAUUUUCCAAAUUUAUCUAAUAUCAAUCAUCGAAAAUAUGUUGUUUUAUCUGAAUUAAUUGUAUCAGGCAUAUUUGUCGUCUUUUGGUUCACUGCAUUUUGUUAUAUGGCUGAUCAAUGGCGUCGAGAAAAAUAUAAAGAAUUACCCAACUGGAAUGGACGAAACAGUGUUCAAGCUGCAAUUGCAUUUGCCUUUUUCUCAAUUAUUGUCUGGAUUGCAUUGGCCUAUUUUGCAUUUCACCGUUAUCGUGAAGGUGUCUCAGACUUAUUCUGUUCGAGCUAUGAAGAUCAUACGAAUAAUCCGGUUGGUGAUCAAGCGCAAGCAUCCUAUCCUGGAUUUACAGGCGUUGUCGGUACAAGUUCAGGCUUUCAACAGCCUCCAUUUAUACCAACACUACAAAUAUCAAACUAUCAGCCACCAAAUAAUGAUAUACUUAUUCAACGUGCACAGAUUGAAAAUGCAGACAAGAAUAAUGAUUCGACGAAAGUGACAAAUAUUAUUCAUAAUUAUUUUUUCACCAACAAAUAG
Molecule: messenger RNA, 705 nt
Organism: Didymodactylos carnosus
Lineage: Eukaryota; Metazoa; Rotifera; Eurotatoria; Philodinida; Philodinidae
Source: the annotation of a GenBank genome assembly